CUUUAUAGGAUCAAUAUAUGUCGUUUGCAUCGUCGGAAAUGAAUAAAAGGAGCGCCGAGGGACGAGGCACGCGUGCUCCCCGGAAAAGAAAUAGACCAACAUUGGUUUGUAAUGUAUGUCGUCAGAGGAAAACAAAAUGUGAUAGAGAAUAUCCAUGCUCUUGUUGCAUGAGGGCAGGAGUAGCACAUUUGUGUAGCUAUGGGUCACCCGCAGUACUGAUCCUUACUGCCCAGCAACAACAGCAGAAACAACUUGAGCAAGACCAAAAAGUGCAGAUCCCACCGUUAGGUCAGCAGGAUCUUAAACAUUCAACUACUACUCCGCCACCACAGAUUCCUUCAAUUAGUACUAUUCUACCUGCUAUAGCUGACCCACAAAGACAAACAUCAGCAUUUGACGAGUCAUCUGUCCAAGCUGAGUUAGAAAGUCUUAAAAAUAAAUUCAAAGAGCUCGAAGCCUCUAUUACUGUGGCCAGUUUGCAUCGUACAACUCGUGAUACAGUGGCUGAGAAUGAACAUCCUGUUGGACAAAUGCUGCCACUUCAUGUGAACGGUAUACCUGUCACAACAUAUUCCAAAAUACCAAUGACAUACAUAAGUCGGAAACUCGAUCCAAAUCCAUUGAACUUGCCACCUCCAUUACUAAAUGAACAGUCCAUUAAUUUUUUCCGUGACGUCGGAAGUGAAGCAAAUCAUUUGGUCCACAUGAAUAAAACAUUGCCCUUUCUCGCAAUUGCAAGAAAGGACGCUGCCAUACAUAUAUUUUUGAAAUUCAAACAAUCAUUGAAGAAAGACAUAGCUAUGUCAAAUGAGACGACCAGUGGUCCAAGGUUUGACUGUGGGGGUACUAAACUUCGAUGUAUUAUGAAUCAGGUUGGGAUUGAUGACCACAAUUCGAAUAAAAGAGCACCAGCAGUUUCUGUAGGAACUCGACUUGAGCAAAUUCUUGACGAAGGUAAUAGAAUGGGCUCAAUACCAAAACAAAACCCAUUUGAUACAAAUAGAUUGAAUAAUCCCGAUAAAAACUUAGUGCCCCCUUCACUUGGCGAGAGAAAUACCGGAGACAAAUCUUUGGAAGAAAUUGAGAGGACUAGGAUGAAUGAGUAUGGUUCACUCAUUGGAGUUGUUUUCAAUGAAAGGCCGGACUCUAAUAGUCACCAUGGUUCGCCUUUAGUUGAAAAAGUACUAAAUAUACUCCCAAAGGAAAGAGUAUUAUGGAGACUAGUGAGUCGAUUUUUUAGUGUUGUUUAUCCAUUCAUGCCAAUUUUGGAUGAAUAUUCCUUUAGACCAGAACUCAAACGUAUGAUUGGCACUGAAGAUUACAAGGAUUCUCACAUCCCACAUCUAAAUAUCACAAAGAAGCAAGACUUUGUAUUCAUUGCAAUAACAUUAAUUUUAGCUCGAUUGAGUUAUCUUUCUUUGUUGAACAAUAGCAUCCAAUUGAAUGAAGCAGCCAUACAAUUGAAAGAUAGCGAAGAAUCACCAAGAAUAACUCCUGAUGAUCUUGAAUUACAAUAUCUUCUUAAAAAUCCUAUCCCAGUAGAAACAAUUGAAAUUGCUCGGCUUUGUCUUCAAGAGGUUGAUGUGAUGAGAAAACAGAACUUACAAGUUUUCCAAUGCAUGCUUUUAUUCCGAGCUUAUCGUGUCAUAUCACCCGAGCAAGGUGACCUGUUUGUGGGAGGAGAUAUGCAAGUAAUCAAUGGACUUCUAGUAAGUACUGCGUACUCAUUAGGCUUAAAUAGAGACCCCGACUACUAUUGCGAGCUCCACACUUCUGAUGAUGAGCGUACGAAAAAUCUUCGUCGAAAACUUUGGCAUUAUCUAUUGAGUCAAGAUGUAUUGGAUUCGAUUUCUUCGGGAGGGAAGUUCUCGAUACAUGAUGACAAUUAUGACACCAAACUCCCAGUCCAUUACCUUGGAUCAACCGAGAAUGUUUUCGAUAUAAAUCUAGAAGUGUCAGUUAUCAGUGCAUUCGCUCAAUUUGAUAAGAUAAGGAAGGCGAUAGUAGAGGUAGUUCAUCCAUUUUUUAAAUUGGGGAAUACUCCAAUUUUAAAAUUCUUGCAGUCUGUUCGAAAUUUAGAGGAUAUAUUAACAAGCGAAUUAGGAACUUUGGAGGAGUACCUCAAUCCAAGCUAUAAUGCAGCCGGGUUUCAAAAAACUUUGCGUUUAUGUCAGUAUUUAUACGGUCAUCUUCUUUUGACUUCAGUAUACUAUACUUUAUUCUUAUACUAUGAGAAACGAGGUGAUACAAACGAAUCUAUAUUGUAUUUCACUAAAUUGUUUUCUCAUUCGAUGGCCAAAGUCCUGCCAUAUUUGAUGGAAAUUUUGGAUGAAACUCAGAAUUACCUAACUAAAGGGUUCCUGCUUAUUCUUACCCCUAUCGUAAUAAUGGUAAACCAUAACUCAAAUUUGGUGUGGUCAACGGUGUGCAUACGUGUAUUCAGUACCAUACGAGAAUUACAUAAAUCGACAGAUCAUAGUAGACUCCUAUCUGUUGAUAUCAAGUAUAAGCAAUAUUAUGAAUUACUUGAGAUGUUGAGAGCCGAGUUACUUAAAAUUAGAAGACAAAACAUGUCAGUUACAUAUAUGUUGAGCAAUCGGUACUACGCUGCAUGGAAGGUAAAGAGAAUCCAUUCAUUUGCCUACAAGCUUUUAUGCAGUGAAGAUUUAUACAACGUCGACAAGGAAGUAGCAAAGAAAGUCUUGCUCUCAAUACCUUCCGACAUUUUGAGUGAAAUUGUGAAUGAUUUAAGGAGAUGUAGAGAUCGAAAGGACAAUGAUAAAGCAACAAGUCUGAAGUUAGAUAGUUCUUCUGCAUCAGCAACUUCAACUCCAAAUGCCUAUCUGAAUUACCCUAAUUCAAACAAUGGAGGGUUUCAUACGCCUACUAGUAUGUUCAGUCCAACAGGAGACGACGAUUUCUCGCAAAUAGAAGACCCUAGAUCGGAUGAGUUUUGGCUGUAUGUUUUCCUCUGGCGACAAUGGUAUCAAGAUGGGGCUUAUAUACAAUGUAAUCGAGAAUUAUUCAAGAGUAAACCAGAAAAUGCAAACUUUACCGAAGAAGCAAACCCAGAAAAUGCUAAUGGCAGUACCCCGGGUCCAUCUAUGAUUUUUCAAAGUGGGACACCAGGAGGUGACUUUUCAAUCGAAUCUAUGCAAUAUGAUUUUGGGAUUUUUGACGGUCAAUCAUAUGAUGAUUUUUUGACAGCAAACCCUUGGAAAUAGUG
This is a messenger RNA of [Candida] anglica, 3226 nucleotides long. Lineage: Eukaryota; Fungi; Ascomycota; Pichiomycetes; Serinales; Debaryomycetaceae. The record is from the annotation of a GenBank genome assembly.